AUGCGUCAACUUUAUCAAAUUCAGGCCCAACUUUUCGUUUUCCUUCUAUUUCCCUAUUCAAAAUCUAUUAACCCCAACAUCAUCGCCGUUAAGCUCAUAGGGGUAUGUGGCGCCCGCGCUAAUGCGCACCACGGUGCUUUAAUCUUCACUCAUUACCUUUCAAACCCAAAUAUCUUCGCUUACAAUGCCCUUCUCAAAGCAUUUGCUCAGAACAAUCUCUGGCAAGUGGGUCAGCUUGGGGAUGCUCAGAAGCUAUUUGAUGAGAUGAUUUUUAGAGAUAUUGUAUCUUGGAACACUUUACUUUCUGGUCAUUGUUUAAGUGGAAACACCAAUCAGGCAAGGUGGAUUUUCGAUGGGAUGGGUGAGAAAAACACGGUUUCUUGGUCGACGAUGAUUAGUGGCUAUGCAAAGAUGGGCAAGUUAUAUGAAGCACGCCAGCUUUUUGAUAAAAUGCCAGAGAGAAAUGUAGUUUCAUGGAACGCAAUGAUUUCUGGUUAUGCCCAAAAUGAGAAGUAUUCCCAUGCUAUAGAGUUAUUUCACCAAAUGCAACAACAGAGUAAUCUGGUGCCCAAUGAUGUUACACUCGUUAGUGUAUUGUCUGCUUGUGCACAGCUUGGAGCACUUGAUUUAGGGAAGUGGAUUGAUAGAUUUAUAAAGCGAAACAAGAUAAAGCUGAGUCUGUUUUUAGGCAACUCACUGGCUGAUAUGUAUGCAAAGUGUGGAUGCAUAGUGGAUGCUAGGCUUGUUUUUGAUUCAAUGCAGGAAAAAGACGUGACCUCUUGGACUAUUAUAAUCACCGGCUUAGCAAUGCACGGGCAUGCAAAUGAAGCCUUCAUCUGCUUUAGAGAAAUGAUUGAACAUGGAAUGAGGCCUAGUGAUAUAACUUUCAUGGGGCUACUAACAGCAUGUACGCAUGCUGGACUGGGUGAUGAGGGGCUGGACUAUUUUCAUAUGAUGGACCAAGUGUAUGGAAUUUCUCCUAAGAUUGAACACUACGGGUGCGUGGUUGAUCUUCUUAGCCGUACUGGUCAUCUAAAAAAAGCUGAGAAUUUGAUCAUCUCAAUGCCUAUAGAGCCUAAUGUCAUAGUUUGGGGUGCACUUCUUGGUGGGUGUAGGAUAUAUAAAGAUGCAGAGAGAGGUGUUCGCAUAGCUCAACGCAUUCUGGAACUGGAUCCUGACCACUCUGGAAGCUAUGUCUAUCUUGCUAAUAUACAUGCUUCAAAGGGAAGGCUAGAUGAUGCAGCUAAGUGUAGGUUGAGAAUGCGAGAUAACGGAGUAAUAAAAACACCUGGGUGUAGUUGGAUAGAGGUGGAUAAUACUGUUCAUGAGUUCUUCAUGGGAGACUUGGACUCACAUCCGCAGUCGGAAAAGAUUAGUUUAAUGAUUAGAGAAUUAAGAUGGAGAUUGAAGCUAGCUGGAUACAAACCUAAGACAGACAUUGUGUACUGGUCAAGGAACGACAAUUAG
Molecule: messenger RNA, 1467 nt
Organism: Neltuma alba
Lineage: Eukaryota; Viridiplantae; Streptophyta; Magnoliopsida; Fabales; Fabaceae
Product: pentatricopeptide repeat-containing protein At5g66520-like
Exons: 3
Coding region: 1-1467 (488 amino acids)
Biological process (GO): RNA modification
Molecular function (GO): RNA binding; protein binding
Source: RefSeq, a predicted model, not a curated record